Messenger RNA from Oryctolagus cuniculus (rabbit), 1814 nucleotides. The record is from RefSeq and is a predicted model, not a curated record. NCBI's taxonomy places the organism in Eukaryota, Metazoa, Chordata, Mammalia, Lagomorpha, Leporidae.
CCGGGUGGGUGGCGAAGGAGCGUCCGGGCGUGGGAGGGCCCCUCCCGGCCACCGUCACGCGGGGAGCAACGGCUACUCCUGGGUGGGGGAGGGGCUGGCGGCGGCACGGCGGCCAUCUUGAGCCAGGGGCCCUCACUGCGGAGGCCGGGGCUCACGGAAGAAGGCCCCGCGGGCAGGGCAGAGCGCGCUGGGCAGGGCGACUGGGACCCGCCCCCGCAGGGUCCCGAGAGCCAGAGGCAGAGGCAGUGUGAGGAGCGCGGCGGUGCCCGCCCCGCCAGGCCUCGCGCCCGCCUGCCCGGCGGCCAGCACGCGCCCCAGCCCGGCCAGCCGACCAGGCCGCGGCCCUGCGCGGCGGCGCCAUGCGGCUCACCCUCAAGGCCUGGCCGCAGCUCACCUUCCACAUCGACAUUGACCCCGGCCAGACGGUGAGGGCCCUCAAGGAGAAAAUUGAAGCCGAGCAGGGCAGAGAUGCCUUUCCGGUAGCGGGGCAGCAGCUCCUUUAUGCGGGCCGCGUCCUCCCGGACGACGCUGUGCUCAGAGACUGUCAGAUCCACGAGCACCACGCAGUGACGGUCCUGGUGGCCAGACCCGAGGCGGCGACCACAGCAGCACCGGCCACGGCCACGGCCACGGCCACAGCUGGGCAGUCCCAUCCUGCCACCGCGGCAUCGGCUGGUGCUGGGGCCCCAGCCCGCGGCCCUGCCUUGCCCGCCGCGCCUGCCACCUCCACGCGUGCUACACCUGCACCUGCCUCCGUGUCAGCAUCCGGUACAGCGUCGGCUCAGCCUGCACCUGCUGGCGCACCUCAAGCUGCAGGGCAGCAGGCAGGCCCGCCAGGGUCUCCAAGCCCCACACCAGAUGAUGCCAUCGCGGGACCCUCCUCUCGGGCCCAGCCGUCUGAGCAGGCAGCAAGGGCGCUGCUGACACGUCCGGCUUCCGAGCAAAUGGUCGCCGAGAUCGUGUCCAUGGGCUACGAACGGGAGCAGGUCCUUGCAGCCCUGAGAGCCAGCUUCAACAACCCUCACAGAGCCGUGGAGUAUCUUUUAAUGGGACUCCCCGGAGACAGGGCAAGUGCGGCCGAGGUCGAGCCCCCUCAAGCCGGGAGCAGCGGAGCCGGUCGGUCUUCAGCGGUGGAGGCAGAUGCAGGGACUGCGACAUCGGGUUCUGGAGGACACCCCCUGGACUUUUUACUGAAUCACCCUGAGUUUCAACAGUUGAGACAGAUUAUUCAGCACGAUCCUUCAUUGCUUCCAGAAGUGCUGCAAGGCAUACGUCCGCGGAAUCCUCAGUUACUCGCGCAGUUUAGCCAGUACCAGGGGUAUUUGAGUCGCAUGCUAACUGCCCCUGUGGAAGAAGCUGGCGGUGAAAGGAGAGGAGGAGAAGGAGUUGACAGUGUGGGAACUGCAGAAGCAGCCAGAGCAGAUGGCAGCUACAUUAAAAUAACACCCCGGGAAUUGGCAGCUAUAGAGAGGUUGAAGGCUUUGGGCUUUCCUGAAGGCCUUGUGGUUGAAGCAUAUUUUGCUUGUGAGAAGAAUGAGGAGUGGGCUGCCAAUUUUCUGCUCGAGCAGGACUUGGAGGAGGACUGAAAGGGACUCUCCUGUGGCUCACAUCUCCCGCCGUUCCAUUCGUUACGCUGACUUUGUCUCCUACCGCGUCUUGGAUGACUUGGCCUUAGGUUCACCAUACUUGGCAUCAGAACUAGAUGUUGGGGCAGGGGCGGGAGUCACACGUUGCAGGGUGGGGAGAGAUACCCUGCCUGGCUGCUUCAACCAGCAGGUGCCUCAAAUCCACACAGUGUGCAGAGUAGGCUGCCA